UUUCAGAAAUUGAACGAUUGAAAUGCAUUUUUGGAUCGACAAACGCUCUCAGCAAUGCGGUUUCGGCAGGUCUCGUGUGGCAGCUUCGCUCACAGGUGCCGGUGGAUCUGGUGUAGGUCUGAGUUUUGGACAUCCACCGCGACGUAUAAGUAGCGGAAGUGGCAGCAAAGCGAGUAGCAGAAGCACACUACCAGACUGUCAUCACAGCAAUGCGGCAAGCAGCAGCGGCAGCCGAAGUCAUCAGUAUCAACAUCAGCAUCAACAACUACAACAUCAGCAGCAGCAAUUGCAGCAUGCUAGUAACAAUAACAAUUUAAAUGGUGGCAACAAUUAUCAACAAUCACAUACGCACAGUAGCAACAAUAGCAAUUAUACAAGUAACAGCAACACCGCCAAUAUCACCGCCAACGCCUCCGUUACUGGCGCUACAAUACAAUCUACCACCUCCGUGACGCUCAACAACAAUCCCCACCAGUACGCUUAUCAGCAGACGCAUCACCACAGCAGCAGCUCAAUGCAGAGUCCCCAUGCGCCCGGCGGCAAUAGCAAUAUUGUGAACAACAACAAUGCCACCACUUCUACGUCCACGGCAACAGCAGCAGACGUGCGCUGUAUUGCGCCCGCAACGCAUAACUUUAAUCAACGCGGUGCUGCAUUAUUGCAAAACAAUGUUGGCGCGCAGAGUGCGCCGCUCUACCAGCAACAGGCCAGUCAAUGCUACGAUAUGCGCAGCUACCACCAUCCUCAGUUUGGGAAUAUGUCGGUGCGGCACUACCAAUAUCCCGGCAGGAAUUGCAAUGGCCCUACGCACGCCAAUGCAACCUCCGCCGCCGCACACUCAUAUCGCAGUGGUAUUGGCAGUAAUAGUGGCACAAGAACAAUUGUCGGUGCUGCAACUGCUGCUCCUUCAAUGUCCAAUAUGCAGCACAUGGACCAAAUGGUAUAUCGACAACAACACGGUUACAGUCACGCUGCAUCAACUUCUGCUCAGUCGAAUGAGUCGAUCAUGGGCGGUUCUGCGCCCAUUUCCACCAACACUACGAAUACUGCAAGUUACGCAGUUGCCAAUACAGCGCAUCGCUAUAGCUCUGCCGCCAUCAAUAUGCGCACCAGUAACAUGACCGUGGAUACAGGCGGUGGUGAUGCUCAACUACUACCCUCGCAUCUCAAGUGUGGUAUGUGCGCUUCUUUGGUGCUGGCUUCCGUUUUUGUGGCGGGCGCAAAAUUUUAUUUCGAUCAUCAGGGUACUGGCUUGGAGGUAUUAAUAUUUUGCGCUUUUUCCGCUACCUUCUUCUUGGCAGCUUGCACAGUUUCACUCUGUCGGGUACCGAAAGGGCUGCUACCGAGUGGCCGCAAUGCUGUGCUGGGCGCUCAACAUCACGCGGAUGGCGAUAGUGGUAUGAAUUGCGCACGCGCUCCAUAUGGUAGACGCGAUAUGAUGAGCAGUGAUGGUAGUGGUGGUGGUGGUGAACUAGUUGGCUCGGAUGAUAUACAUGGCGCGCCAUUGUGCGGUCAGCUGCAAUUGAUUGAGGACUCGGCAAGUGCUGGACCACCACCAUAUCAUAUAGCAAUCUACUUUCCGGAGACAGAGAAUAGUGGCAAGCGAAAAGAGGUUCCAAUCGAUGAUGAAUCACCGCCGCCGUCCUACGAUAAAAUACUUAUCUAAAUUUAAAGAGUAGGUUAAAGAAGAGAGAUGCGUGUGAGUACGGCGAAAGCAAUCCAACAUGCCAGCGGCAUGAAUAAAAUCUCAUCUUCAUUAUCUUUCAUGUGCAGCGUUAAGGUACAUCUUCGCACGACACGUCUUCCUCGUAAGGGAUUUUAUGCUCAUAAUACUCAUAUAAAUAGGUGUUCAUAUGAUCUUAAAUUUUACUAAAACCGAUCACGCUUCCAUCUUAUCAAAAAUUUCUGUGAAAUUUCUUUUUCUUCAAUAUGGUAACACACUUUUCAAAAAUUUUUGUGUAUCCUUGCAAAGCAACUUGUAGCCUCGAGAGCCACCUGUCAUUUUCGGAGAAUGCUGCUGAAGUGAUAAAUCCGGUACGUUCCACUAGGAGGAACCGCCUGCCGCCUAAACCGUUAAUUUUUUUGCUAUGGUAAUGACACAAACAUUCCUCAUAUAUGGAACAUUCUUCAUUAUUUUGAUUCCAUUGAAAGAAAUGUUAAGGCUUUUUUACAGACCAUUCAAACUUAAAUACUUCUAUCAUCUGAGGUAAUUUUUUUCAACAUAUCGCACCCUAAAUACAAAAGGGGCACAACUCAAAAUUUUCCACACUCGAGCUUGACUUGUUUACAGUAGCACAGAAAACAAACUAUGUGACAUAUCACGCUGAAAUUUGCCGUGUAAGCUUAUAACAGUCCUACCAAAAAACAAAAAAUUUAUUUUUGCCAUAUGUCAUCCGCGGACCGUUUUAUUGAUAACGUCUCGUUCAUAUUUGAGCAGAAGUACAUUUUGAGUUGUGACUCUUUUGUAUUUAGGGUGCGAUAUAUUUUUAAAAACUAAUAUACAUAUGUAUAUAUAUAUAUAUGUAUAUAAUUGGCACGUACACCCUUUAUGGGUGUGUUUGGUCGAGCUCCUCCUCCUAUUUGCGGGUGCGUCUUGAUGUUGUUCCACAAAUGGAGGGACCUAGAGUUUCAAACCGACUCCGAACGGCAGAUAUUUUUAUGAGGAGCUUUUUCAUGGCAGAAAUACACUCGGAGGUUUGCCAUUGCCUGCCGAGAGGCGACCGCUAUUAGAAAAAUGUUUUUCUUAAUUUUGGUGUUUCACCGAGAUACGAACCUACUUUCUCUCUGUGAAUUCCGAAUGGUAGACACGCACCAAUCCAUUCGGCUACGGCGGCCGCCGUAUAGUAUUUUAAAAAAUAGUAUUUGAAAAAAAAUAGAUUUUUUGAGGUUUUUAAAAUCGAUCAAGCGAAAAAUACCCGGAAUAACCGCCAGUUGACGCUGUAAGUCAACUGAUUUGAGUUCUGUUUUUUGUUAGGCUUCCUAUUAGGCUGACUAUUAUUUGGGCGUUAUGAGAAAUUUUAUAAUUUAUUAUGAAUCAUAUUCUCUCUGGGAUUUUGCAAUAUGACAACGCACCGUCGCACAGUGCCAACAUUAUCUGCGAAUUUUUGACCCACAACGAAACGAAUACCAUUCAAUAACCAUCGAAUUCACCCGAUAUGGCUUCCUGUGAUUUUUUCUGCUUGAAUGAGUCAAAAAAACACUGCAGGGAACGAGUUUUAACAACCGAUAGGAAGUAAUGGAAAACGGCUCUGGUGGUUAUGCCAAAAUUAGAGUUCCAGAAAUGUUUCGAGAGCUGGAUAAGACGCUGCCAUAAGUGCGUUGCAGUUGAUAGGUAAUACAUUGAAGGCGAUAAUUGUAUUUUGAAUUUUCUGAAUAUAUUCCGGGAACUUUUUGAUAAAGGUAUUUUGGCGAAAAUCUUAAAAUAUUAUACAUAUGUAUGUAUGUAAUAUAUCUAUGGUAUGUAUUUCAUAAUUCCGGUGGGAAAACUGCUAAUUUUUUUUUUUUUAUUUUUUAUCUUUCCAAAAUUCGACAGAAUGGCUCCAAGGCUAAUGAUCCAAAGUGAAAAAAUAUCAAAUACAGUUCACUAAAAUUGCCGAUGCUCUAGUCUCUUUGCAUUCAGCGUACAUAUUAAUCCACUUGCAGGCAUUAACAUUCAUCUCAUUGCAGAUACUCAUUAACUACUUCAUUCUUCUCCAUUCCAAUUUAUCUCGAAAGCUUUAAUUCAAAAAUGCAGCCAGGCAACUGCUUCAUGUCAUAUCUCUCUACUAACCCUCUGAAAUCUAUGUAUGUAUGUAUGCUUAAUAUUUUUAUACACACUUUUUUAUUCAAACUAAACUUCUACACAAUAAUCUAUAAAUGCAUAUGUACAUGUAAAACUUAGAUGCAUACUCAUGUUGUAUACGUACUGCGUAAGUUGCUAUAUAUCACUUAUCUGAAAUAAAAAUAAUUAAAUACGUAUGUAAAGUCAUAAGUUAGUAUGUUUGUGGAAAAUAGUACUUACAUGCAUAUGCAUGAACAUACAUAGAAUAAUAUGAUACAUAUGUAGUUAUAAGCUUGAUUUAAUUCAACAAUAAUAUAAAAUCGAAUAAGGAAACCAAACAUCUUACGAACACGUACUUUUUUAUCAAUUGCAAUAUUUAUGGACGUACAUAUGUAUGUAUAAACAGUGCAUACAUAUGUACAAGUAGAAAUAAUAUGCACAAUGUGUGUCUAUGAAAUAUAAUACAUAAAAAAGCUACAUACUUCUGUAUUUUUAUGUAAUUACUAUUUGCCAAAUUUAUAAACAUUAUCAAAAAACAAGCGAGUAAAGAUAUUCUAUUAUAUUUCUAAUUCUUAAGAAAACAAAAUUUUUAAGCGUAGCUUUAAGUAAGAUAUUGGAAACAUAUACAUACAUAAUUACAUAUGUAUAUUUAAAUGAAUACUGCGAUUGGACAUUUUCUAUCAUUUGAAAAAGACCUGUCAUUUGGUUCUGUGAUACGAUAUUUACGAGUAAAACAAAAAAACAAUAACUGUACUAAUUACACACAAAUAAAAACGGAUAUAAUCAAUAUACUCAUACACUCAGUUAUAUGGUACGUACUUAUGUAUGUAUCUCUACUCUAAAUUGCAUAGUGUAACUCAUACACACAUACUUUGGUGUAUGUUUAAAUGUACUCUUCAGAUCAAAGCUGAAGCAUAACAAUAAGCAGAUCAGCGCACAGUGAAAUACAUUCAUAUACAAUUAUACCUGUACAUAUAAGUUAUACAUAGAUUUAGGAUAUUUGGCUAAUGUUUGGAGAAUGUGAAAGAAAAUUUAGGAGAUGAUACUCAAAGGCAUCAGCAUGAUAAUGCACAUACAUAUGCACGUACUGACAUGCAUUGUAUGUAUGGGUGUGAGAAACUAUUAUAUAAUAUUUUAGAAGUGUGCUAUUAAAAUGAACGAUAUCUAAAAGGAGUCAA
Anastrepha ludens (Mexican fruit fly) is the source of this 4938-nucleotide messenger RNA. RefSeq lists its product as uncharacterized. Lineage: Eukaryota; Metazoa; Arthropoda; Insecta; Diptera; Tephritidae. Bases 23 to 1666 code for a protein of 547 amino acids. The record is from RefSeq and is a predicted model, not a curated record. The transcript is spliced from 2 exons.